This is a messenger RNA of Neltuma alba, 1656 nucleotides long. RefSeq names its product mitogen-activated protein kinase kinase kinase 5-like. Gene Ontology annotation, molecular function: ATP binding; MAP kinase kinase kinase activity. The coding region runs from base 817 to 1656 and encodes 279 amino acids. Gene Ontology annotation, biological process: protein phosphorylation; MAPK cascade. Gene Ontology annotation, cellular component: cytoplasm. Lineage: Eukaryota; Viridiplantae; Streptophyta; Magnoliopsida; Fabales; Fabaceae. The record is from RefSeq and is a predicted model, not a curated record. The transcript is spliced from 5 exons.
AGAGAGAGAAGAUAUUGACCUCUCAAAAUGGAGUCUUCUUUCCCGUUUGGCAUGGGGGCAGUACGUUGUAAACCGCUUUCUGGUUGCUCUUCUAGACACAGAAACAGAGGAAGAGCUAGAAGGAGAAACAUAUCCCAACAAACUCAUUCCUUCUUCUCCCUCUCCCUCUCCCUCUUCAUCUAAACCUAUAUAUUAUAUUCAGAUGCCAUAAUCAUCCAUCCUCGUUCUUCUCCUUUCGCUUUUGCGAAUGGCGAUUCUUCUCUCUCUCCACAGUACUUCUCUGCCGCCUGCCGAUCUCUGUGUUCCUUCUUUACUAUAAUAAAACCCUUCUCUUUUUUGAAUCGCUAUGCGUUGGUUAUCUUCCCUUUCCUUGUCCCAUUCUCAUGGUCUCAAAUCCUCCUCUACCUCUUCUUCUUUUUCCACCUCCGACGUUGACCACCCUAAGAAGAAGUCUGCAGAUGCCAGUCGGGGUUUGGGUGGCGUUUGGCCUUUCGGUAUCGGCAAAAAGGCUAGCCGCCCCAAGACGCUCCGGCCUAUAGGUGAUAGUGAUGGCAGGUCCCCUCCCAGGUGGCAUGAUUCCGAUGAUGACGUUCUUGUGCCCUUGGCUCAUUCCACGACCCCCUCUGAUCGUCAAUUUAGUCGUUCCAAUACAACGUCCUUUCUUCCUCCUCCGUCGCACCUCAACCCUUGCCCUUGCCGGACGCGGCGCUCUCUCGCCACAUAGACGCUGAUUGCCCUUUACCUUUCCCGAAAGAUGUGGCCGGACCCAACAGCGCUGCGAAAGGGCUACCAGAUCGCGAUCGAGCUGAUGGCGUGAUGGGCGGGGUCUCCUCUGUUUUUCGAAUUCAGAGUGUGUUUGCUAGCCCGGGCGUAAAAAAGAAUAAGGCGCAAGCGGAAAUGGGGUCAUCUGUGAUGAUGCGUCAGGAUCUAAGUGGUAGCGAAAGUAAUCAAGUUAACUUCCGCAUUGAAGUCCCAACUUGGAGUGCUCCAGUUAGUCCUUUGAACAGUCCCUUGGUGAGCCCGAACAAUGGAAGACAUAGUGAUUUCGUUCAAUAUUGUUACGUGUGUCCCCCGCCAAGUCAAUAUUGGUCGGCACCAGAGAUGGUCACGUCUGAUGCAUCAUCAGGGACGACGCAUCCUGCAUUAUUUGAUUUAACUGCAUUAUCUACUGAUACUUCUCCUCAUCACAGUCCACGAGGUAGAAGUCCUAACCAAAAUCUCAGGAGCCGAAGUGGAGCUUCCUCGCCAAUACGUCCCAGGUUAUCUCUCGAGACCUCAGUAGCACGUCGCGACUUCAAUGCCCCCUCUCUCAACGUUCACCCCUUACCAUUGCCUCCUGGGGCACCCUUGCUUUCCCCAUCCCCUAAAUUCUCCCCCACUGUGCCUAAGUUAGAGUCCUCCUCGAUGAAAAGCCAAUGGCAGAAAGGGAAACUAAUUGGGCGUGGUACGUUUGGAAGUGUUUAUGUGGCUACCAACAGAGAAACUGGAGCAUUAUGUGCGAUGAAGGAAGUAGAAAUAUUUCCCGAUGACCCCAAAUCCGCCGAGUGUAUUAAACAGUUAGAGCAGGAAAUCAAAGUUCUUAGCCAGCUGAAGCAUACAAACAUUGUGCAGUAUUAUGGCAGUGAAUCGUUGAAGACCGGUUUUAUAUUUAUCUGA